Sorex fumeus (smoky shrew) is the source of this 1533-nucleotide messenger RNA. RefSeq names its product ribonuclease P/MRP subunit p30 (gene RPP30). Gene Ontology annotation, biological process: tRNA processing. The record is from RefSeq and is a predicted model, not a curated record. Gene Ontology annotation, cellular component: nucleolar ribonuclease P complex. Gene Ontology annotation, molecular function: RNA binding. Bases 17 to 823 code for a protein of 268 amino acids. The transcript has 11 exons. NCBI's taxonomy places the organism in Eukaryota, Metazoa, Chordata, Mammalia, Eulipotyphla, Soricidae.
GUCAUGUGACCUCAGCAUGGCGGUGUUUGCGGACUUGGACCUGCGCGUGAGCUCGGACCUGAAGGCGCUUCGCGGGCUGGUGGAGAACGCGGCUCACCUUGGCUAUUCAGUUGUUGCCAUCAAUCAUGUUGUUGAAUUUAAGGAAAAGAAACAGGAAAUUGAGAAACCAGUAGCUGUUUCUGAACUCUUCACAACUUUGCCAGUUGUACAGGGAAAAUCAAGACCGAUUAAAAUUUUAACCAGAUUGACAAUUAUUGUUUCGGAUCCAUCUCACUGUAAUGUUUUGAGAGCAACUUCUUCAAGAGUCCGGCUGUAUGAUAUUGUUGCAGUGUUUCCAAAGACAGAGAAACUUUUUCACGUUGCUUGUACACACUUAGAUGUGGAUUUAGUCUGCAUAACUGUGACAGAGAAACUACCAUUUUACUUCAAAAGACCCCCUGUUAAUGUGGCAAUUGACCGCGGCGUGGGCUUUGAACUCGUCUACAGCCCUGCCAUCAAAGACUCCACAAUGAGGAGGUACACAAUUUCCAAUGCCCUCAAUUUGAUGCAGGUCUGCAAAGGAAAGAAUAUAAUUAUAUCUAGUGCUGCAGAAAAACCUUUAGAAAUAAGAGGUCCAUAUGAUGUGGCAAACUUAGGGUUGCUGUUCGGGCUUUCUGAAAAUGAUGCCAAGGCUGCAGUGUCCAGCAACUGCCGAGCUGCCAUUCUGCAUGGAGAAACUAGAAAAACUGCUUUUGGAAUCAUUUCCACAGUGAAGAAACCUCGGUCAUCAGAUGGAGAUGAGGAUUCUCUUCCGGUCUGCAAAAAAGCCAAGUGUGAGGUCUGACAAGACCCCUCCUGCCCAGCCUUCAUCCUCACUCCAUUCUUCCUUUUUUUUACGCCAUCAUCUGUAGACAUUACACUUUGUAUGUAAAUCAUACAAAGUGUUUUCGCUUUUUUCACUUGGAACUUAAAAACAGUAGUCUAUAAAAAAAAUUUAUAUUAAGAACCAUUAAAAUAACAAACAGUCCAGUGAAGAGUUUAAAAAACAAUACUGUAUUAGUUGGAUGUAAAUAUACUUUUAAAAAAACAGAGACAAGUUUCUUUAUUUCUGGCAGAAAUAAUAAAACAGCAGCUGUAACUGAAUCUAUUUCAGUAUUUCAGGAGACUAAAAUGUUCCUUUAAUGUUAAAAUGACAAGGUACUUCCAUAAAAAAAUUAACUAGGAGAAAGGAAUUAAUAAAAAGAAGAAAUCAUGAUCUAUAUGUUGAAAGGUUUUUGCCAGGUUUUCCAACGCAAAACAUUUCCAACGCACCACCAGGAACAGAAGCUGCCAAGCAUAAAAUCAGUUCCAUCUUCCUGCUUUUAUUCACUCUGUGCCUUCUGCAAUCUCCAAAGAAGAGCAUUUAACAUAAUAAUACCUGGCUAGAGGGCCAGAACCAAGUCUUGACAGCUACAUGAUUGGAACAACUCCUAAUACAUAGCGGACACUGUAUAAAUAUUUACUAACUGUAUUAAAUAAUUUAUAUGUUAAAAUUUUGAAAAUUUUAAGAAAUUU